UCUUCCCCCUAACUAAUUGAUUAAAAUAAUAAUUCAAAAUUUUAAAAUUAAAAUUUUCCAUCACUCUCUCCAUUCUCCUCUUUCUCCCACAUGGACCCAUUUUUCCUCUUGACCAUCAAAUGUCAACCGCCACCUCCUCUUCCUCCGUCUUCCUCUUCCACCCUCCUCUUCCUCCAUCGCCUCCACACGAUUCCAACCACUCUUACCUCGCAACCAUAGGCUUUGGCUACUCCAUAGCCAUAGCUCUCGGUUUCCUCGUACUCCUUUCAACCGUUCUUUUAUCCUCCUACAUCUGUUGCCGCAACUCUCGCCGCCGCACAACCGCCGUUGAAUCCACCGUAGAAGCUGGCGCAAGCGUUAUCCUCCCUCGCGUAAUCUUCGUCGCGGAAGAGGAUCUCGAAGCGGGUGACGUCAACGUGGGACUUGACCAAGCCGUCAUAAACUCUUACCCUAAGUUCCACUUCUCCAAAGGAACCUCCGCCGCGUCUUCCGACGGUUUUGGUAGCGGAGGAGAUACGACGUGUUCGAUCUGUUUGUGCGAGUAUAAAGAAGCGGAGAUGUUGAGGAUGAUGCCGGAGUGUAAACACUACUUCCAUUUAUGUUGUCUUGACGCGUGGCUCAAACUGAACGGAUCUUGUCCUGUUUGUCGGAACUCGCCGCUUCCGACUCCGACAUCUACGCCUCAGUCAACACCUUUGUCGGAAGUUGUGCCGCUCUCUCAGUACGCCGCUGACCGGAGGAGAGCAAGAAGAUGAGAUUGUUUUACAUAGAUCUAUUCGCCUAAUUAGGGUAUUAUUACUAUUAUUUUUGGCUCUGUUUCAUUACAGCUUCACUGCUUUGUAAUUAAACAUUCCGUUAAAAGUGGAGUUUGCCAUUAAUAUCAUCGAAAUGAAAUUCGUUUUGAAGUUUGAA
This is a messenger RNA of Raphanus sativus (radish), 912 nucleotides long. Its product is annotated as RING-H2 finger protein ATL67. The coding region runs from base 120 to 755 and encodes 211 amino acids. The record is from RefSeq and is a predicted model, not a curated record. Gene Ontology annotation, biological process: protein ubiquitination. Gene Ontology annotation, molecular function: transferase activity. The transcript has a single exon. Lineage: Eukaryota; Viridiplantae; Streptophyta; Magnoliopsida; Brassicales; Brassicaceae.